ACACCGUGCCCACCACGAUCAUCCGAUCAUUCACCAGGAUAUAUCACCGCUCCAUUUCACUCCAUUCCAUUCCUUCCCACUACAUUCCCCCACCCCCCCUUGUAAGAACCAGGGGGUUCCCUUAGGGGGGGUUCAUCCGCAUCAUAUUCAUUCCAGGACAACGCGAUACCACACACACUCACACAGCGGAAGGGUGUGUGAUCAUGGGGACGACAACCAGUAGUAGCCGGCGUUGGCGUCUGCUGACUGAUUCACUACCCGCGUGACCAUCACUCGCCUCGUCUCGUCUCGUCUCGAUGCGGUUGUAAUCUCGCGAAUGUACGAGUACUUGUAGGAUCCGGGUCGAGUAGUAGAGAUUCUAGGGACUAGACGACGGACAAUUGGAAGGGUGGGAGCAUGCGUAUUGUGGGAGUGUUCAGAAUUUGAUAGAUGUGCAGUUCGGGGAACGUUGAAGCUGUCCGUUUUCUGUUAUAUGCUGUAUAUUGAGUCUGGGCAUCGGGUGCACUUCCAAGUGUAGGGAACAACCGCGAGCCGCUCACGGAAGUUGGGUGGGUUGAGUUUUUAGUUGUGGUAGUGGAGGAGAGUGUAGUGACUCUGAUAAAAAAGUUACGUGGAGCGAAGACGACGCAGUGGCCCACGAAGAUUACGAGUAGUUGAGCUGAGCGAACGUAGGCGUGUUUUGACUUCCAUAUUGGCAGUCUCUCACAGUAGAGCACGAAAGGUUUCUUAAUCUCGUUGGCAGUGGGGACUGUUGGAGCGAGGAGUGAAUCGCACAUUCAGGUCCGUGUAAAGGUGGAGUUCACACUAUCAGUAGGAAGCAGGAACUUUGACGUUGGUAUGAGGCGCGUGAAGCGGAAGCAUUGAUUUGGUUCAAGGGUCUGGUUGCCUGGUUGCAGAACCUGUACUGAUCUAUAACCGUAAAAGAGCUGGAAGUCGCAACUGCUCUCGUGAAUGUUGACACAGCAGCUCAAAUCCACCUUCGAGCAACGUGAUGACCAGAGAUGGAAGCAGUCAGGAACAGCAUGGUGGAGGAUACCCUCCUCGGGAAUUCUCGUCGUCAGUGUUUUACACGGAUUCCGUGACUUAGGAAUUGCGAACCAGUUGUUCGCUAUCAAAUGACACACGUAGAGCAUGUAGAUGGUGGCGAGGUUAAUGGUGGCCAUUUAACAAGAACAUAUUGAUUGGAUUCAUCAUUAGAAGAUACAAAACAAAUAAUCAAACACGGUCAAGUCAUCGGCAAUGGGUUGCAUCGCAAAAGUAGGGAGUAAUAGCAGAAUCCGCCCCACCCAGGGUUGCUUUCCAGGAUUCAAGAAGCAAGAAGAGGAUGGUCAUCGUCGACCACAGGCGGUGGCGAGCCGCAGAGCUAAGGCCGUAGAAUUUCCUAAGCUCUUCGCGGAGAAGCUAAUGCCAUCUGAGCCAUCGACUACCCGGUUGCAGCCCUUGGCACCCAAGACAAGGCACCUCAACUUCGCCCAGAAAAUCGCGGACAAGGUGAUCGAAGCCGUGGAGAAGAAUUUGGAGAAUCUGCAUUUGGGAAAUCGUGAACCGCUGCCAUCCACAGUGGAUCCUCACGUGCAACUGGAGGGCAAUUUCUUCCCAGUUGAAGAAUCACCCGCGCAUCACAAUUUGGAAGUGGAGGGCAACCUUCCAGAAUGCUUGGAAGGCGUGUAUGUGCGAAAUGGCCCGAACCCUCAGUUUUUCCCAACAGGCCGUCACCAUCUGUUCGAUGGCGAUGGCAUGUUGCAUGCUGUGAGCUUCAAUGGAGGGUCGGUCAGCUAUGCGUGUCGGUACACGCGUACCUAUCGUUUCAUGGAGGAGGAGAAGCAUGGAAGGGCAUUCUUCCCCAAGCCAAUUGGGGAGCUGCACGGAUAUGGCGGCGUGGCGAAGUUGAUGAUGUAUUGGGCUCGGUCUUUGUUCGGAAUUUUGGAUGCAUCACAAGGCAUGGGAAUGGCAAAUGCAGGGCUUGUAUACUUCAACUCAAGGCUACUGGCUAUUUCCGAGGACGACUUGCCUGUCGAAGUGCGCAUCACGGAAGACAAUGACAUCGAAACUGUGGGACGGUAUGAUUUCCAUGGACAGCUGACGCAUUCCAUGAUCGCGCACCCCAAGAUUGAUCCACAUACUGGAGAGCUCUUCAGCCUGAGUUACAACGUUUUGUCAGCUCCAUAUUUGAAGUACUUGAUAUUCUCGGCAGACGGUGAGAAGAAGGCUGAGGUGCCGGUCGCAUUGCCCGAGGCAGCCAUGACGCAUGACUUCGCAAUCACGGAGAACUUUGUUGUCAUCCCCGACCAGCAGAUAGUGUUCCGCCUGAAGGAAAUGCUGACGGGUGGUUCCCCGGUUGUUCUAGACCCGAAGAAGACCCCGCGUUUUGGUGUGAUGCCCAAGUAUGCAACCUCGGAGGACGAAUUGAAGUGGAUUGGAGUUCCUGAUUGUUUUUUCUUCCACUUGUACAACGCGUGGGAAGAAGGUGACGAAGUGGUGGUUAUUGGCUCCUCCAUGACCCCCGCCGAUAUCAUUUUCAAGACAUCGGAAGUGCCGCGAGCUAUUUUGACCGAGGUGCGGCUCAACCGUCGCACGGGAACAUCCACCAAACGCGAGCUCGCAGAAUUGAACUUAGAAGUGGGAAAAAUGAACCCUCAAUUCGUAGGGGUAAAGACCCAAUAUAUGUACCUCGCUAUCGUUGAACCAUGGCCGAAGGUAUCGGGCAUCGCCAAGGUGGACUUGCAAUCGGGCCAAGUGGUGGCCCGACACAACUACGGCACGCAUCGUUACGGCGGCGAGCCCGUGUUCGUGCCACGGACUUCCGACCCCAGUGCCCCAGAAGAUGAUGGAUUUUUGCUUGCAUUUUGCCACAAUGAAGACUCCGGGGAGUCGCAACUGCUCGUUCUCGACGCAGCCACCCCCACUCUGGAGCAAGUGGCGUCUGUCAGUCUGCCCUCUCGAGUCCCCUACGGAUUCCACGGAGCAUUCAUCCCUGCGGCUGAUUUGCUGCAUUAAAAUUUUUCUUUCAGACUUUUUGUGUUCGUUGUAGUGGGUGAGGACUGAUUCUGGAAUCAUAUCCUUUUGUGCAUAGCCUGGUUUUUUCGCGGUCUUCGCUUGUACAUUAAUUGGCAGACAGCAGGAACGUUACAAGUUACUGUACCUGCUCGUCCCUGUGUUCCAUCCUAUUCGCUUGUGUUCCAUCCAUUCGAGGUCUGUGCUACCUCGCUUUCGGAGCAAGCUAAUCUUUCCAGAUAGCUUUGUGCUGUUUUUUGUGGACGGCGCUAGCAUGAGGAUGUUUUCUGGGAUCAGAAAACCUUGUGAAAAUCCUAAAACCAAAUGUAUCAACUCAUGAUUCAGCAUUUAUAAACAUUCAAAAUUUUGUGCUACCAUUUAUACGUAA
Physcomitrium patens is the source of this 3382-nucleotide messenger RNA. RefSeq names its product 9-cis-epoxycarotenoid dioxygenase NCED2, chloroplastic. The record is from RefSeq and is a predicted model, not a curated record. Gene Ontology annotation, cellular component: chloroplast stroma. Gene Ontology annotation, molecular function: carotenoid dioxygenase activity. Lineage: Eukaryota; Viridiplantae; Streptophyta; Bryopsida; Funariales; Funariaceae. Gene Ontology annotation, biological process: carotene catabolic process.